Miniopterus natalensis is the source of this 3700-nucleotide messenger RNA. It is a transcript of the gene MTMR1, whose product is annotated as myotubularin related protein 1. Lineage: Eukaryota; Metazoa; Chordata; Mammalia; Chiroptera; Miniopteridae. Gene Ontology annotation, cellular component: cytoplasm; membrane. Gene Ontology annotation, biological process: phosphatidylinositol dephosphorylation. Gene Ontology annotation, molecular function: phosphatidylinositol-3,5-bisphosphate 3-phosphatase activity; phosphatidylinositol-3-phosphate phosphatase activity. The record is from RefSeq and is a predicted model, not a curated record.
GGGCCCGGCCACCGGCUCCCAGCAGCCCAGCGUGGAAACCCUGGAAAGUCCUACAGGAUCACAUGUUGAAUGGUGUAAACAGCUUAUAGCUGCUACAAUUUCUAGUCAGAUUUCAGGGUCAGUGACAUCAGAAAAUGUAUCCAGAGAUUACAAGGCUCUAAGGGAUGGAAAUAAGCUGGCACAGAUGGAAGAAGCACCACUUUUUCCAGGAGAAUCAAUCAAGGCCAUUGUGAAAGAUGUCAUGUAUAUCUGCCCAUUUAUGGGAGCUGUGAAUGGAACGCUGACAGUGACAGACUUUAAGAUGUACUUCAAAAAUGUAGAGAGGGACCCACAUUUCAUUCUGGAUGUUCCCUUGGGAGUGAUCAGCAGAGUUGAGAAGAUUGGAGCGCAGAGCCAUGGGGACAAUUCUUGUGGUAUAGAGAUAGUGUGCAAGGAUAUGAGAAACUUGCGACUUGCUUAUAAACAAGAACAGAGUAAACUGGGACUAUUUGAAAACCUCAACAAACAUGCAUUUCCUCUUUCCAAUGGGCAGACACUCUUUGCAUUCAACUAUAAAGAAAAAUUUCCAAUUAAUGGGUGGAAAGUUUAUGAUCCAGUAGCUGAAUAUAAGAGACAGGGCUUGCCAAAUGAAAGUUGGAAAAUAUCCAAGGUAAACAGCAAUUAUGAGCUCUGUGACACUUACCCUGCCAUCAUUGUCAUGCCAACUAAUGUAAAAGAUGAUGACCUAGCAAAAGUGGCAGCCUUUCGAGCAAAAGGCAGAGUCCCUGUAUUGUCAUGGAUUCAUCCAGAAAGUCAGGCAACAAUCACUCGGUGCAGCCAACCACUUGUGGGUCCCAGUGAUAAACGCUGCAAAGAAGAUGAAAAAUAUUUGCAGACAAUAAUGGAUGCUAAUGCACAGUCUCACAAACUUAUCAUCUUUGAUGCCAGACAAAACAGUGUCGCCGACACCAACAAGGCAAAGGGUGGAGGAUAUGAAAGUGAAAGUGCUUACCCAAAUGCGGAACUUGUGUUCUUAGAGAUCCACAACAUUCAUGUGAUGAGAGAGUCACUACGUAAAUUAAAAGAGAUAGUGUACCCUUCGAUUGAUGAGACACGGUGGCUAUCCAACGUGGAUGGGACGCAUUGGCUGGAGUAUAUAAGGAUGCUUCUUGCCGGGGCAGUGAGAAUUGCUGAUAAAAUAGAAUCUGGGAAAACCUCAGUGGUGGUACAUUGCAGCGACGGUUGGGACCGAACAGCCCAGCUUACAUCUCUGGCUAUGCUGAUGUUGGAUAGUUAUUACCGCACCAUUAAAGGAUUUGAGACUCUCAUAGAAAAGGAAUGGAUAAGUUUUGGACAUAGAUUUGCACUGCGAGUGGGCCAUGGCAAUGACAAUCAUGCAGAUGCUGACCGGUCACCAAUAUUUCUUCAGUUUAUUGAUUGUGUUUGGCAAAUGACGAGACAGUUUCCUUCAGCAUUUGAAUUUAAUGAGCUAUUCUUGAUUACAAUCUUGGAUCACCUUUAUAGCUGUCUCUUUGGGACUUUCUUGUGCAACUGUGAACAGCAGCGAUUCAAAGAGGAUGUACAUACAAAGACUAUAUCCUUAUGGUCUUGUAUCAAUAGCCAGCUUGAUGAAUUUUCUAAUCCCUUCUUUGUGAAUUAUGAAAACCAUGUCUUAUAUCCUGUUGCUAGUCUGAGUCAUUUGGAAUUAUGGGUAAACUAUUAUGUGCGAUGGAAUCCACGAAUGAGGCCUCAGAUGCCGAUUCACCAAAAUCACAAGGAGCUGCUGGCCAUCAGGGCGGAGCUGCAGAAGAGGGUGGAGGACCUGCAGCGGGAGGUGGCCACUCGAGCCUCAUCCCCAUCUGAGCGGGGCUCCUCACCUUCCCACUCAGUCACACCUGUCCAUACUUCAGUCUGAUGCUGCAAAGGUGGUGGUUCCAGUGAGUCCAGCCAUCAAGGCCAUCCUGUGGCUCACUGCUCUCCCCAGUGACUCAGGCAAGGGUCCUGCAACCUGUUCCGGCUGUAGAUUGUGAUCUUGUCUUUUAGGAUUAGGCCCGGUGCCCUCCACAUCUGGAUGGCACUUCCAGCCAGUGACCAUGUGUGUAGCUAAGUGACAGCUCCCACUGUCAUCUGCACUUUUUGUUUUCUGAACACUCCAUUUCCCUCCUGUUGGGUUUCUCAGGGUGGCUGUCUGUCCCGUUGACCCUGUGACCUGCACCCAAGCUGCUUGGGAGAAACUAUAGUGAAUGGAAUGCAAUGCUUAGGUUCAAGGUCUCAUACCAUUUCUUUCCUUCAUUAAAACAAAUGCCAUUCACUUAGAGACCACAUUGCCAGCCAUGGGGCUUCUUUCAGCUCCUUGCUACAAUUUGAACUGUUUUAAAAUUAACUAUUUUGGGGGAAAGAUAUACCAUUGCCCUGUCUUCUAGAGUUCUCUUCUUGCAAGGGGUCCCCUGUACCAAUUACUGUUGUGUACAUGUAAGGUAUUUUUUAAAAAGAGAAAUAUGCAUUUAUUUUCCUAUGCCCUUUUUAUGUUUAUACUAGUCACCCCAAGAGGUGUCUGCUAACUGGACUGUGUGAGAAAUUCUUCUCAAAAAAAGCUCAUGCUAACUUCUAUGUGGUACAUUUGAAAUGCAAUUUGAAUAUGAUCAUUUAAAUGGCAAUGUGUUGUAUCCUCACCUAACUUUGGUACUUGCCUCCUGAGGUGGCCUAGGCCAUUGAUGGAAAUAGCAGCCGUUUCCUUUGAGAUGGCUUUGCAGAGGGGAAACAGAGGACCCCCAGCCGCUCUACACAAGUGCUGGCCUCCCUGUGGGCUCCCUUACGGAGCUGUCCACAGCUCCUGGCCUGUCUGAUCUUGCAGCCUCCUGCUUCUUUACUGCUGCUGUUGUUUGUGUCAAAGUGAGUCCUCUCUCACCUGUUAUCUGCCUUUCUGAAGAUCCCGUUAAUUCAGUUUAUUCAUAUGACUUCAUGUUAGUAUUUUAAAGCAACCACUGACCUGUGGCUUCCGUUGCCAGAAGCACAGCACACACUUCCCUCGGUUUUCUCAUCUCAGAGCCAACCUUCUCUAGCCAGGCCUCUCCUCCCAGUUUUGUGUCUUCACUCACUGACUUUGGGCUCUGGGACUCUAUCAGUAUGGGUAGGAACUAAUUUACAAUCAGCUGGUCCAUCCACUAGCACUAAAGCUCUGAGCUCCUCUGUGUGGCAUGUCACAGAAUCUUGCACAUUUGCACCCUCCCUAGCAGGUCACAUCCUCUCCCUGCCCUUCCCAUUUCUGCCAGUCACUGGGACCCCCAUCAUUGCAGGAAUUAAGCUUGCCUUUGGAGUCAGAUGGCCUCAGAAGCUCAUAGGGCCAGACCUGAGUACAACUGCACUGGAAUAUCUAGUUUGUUUCAAGUUAGUGGAUGCCAUGAAAAGUCUUAUAUAUUGACCUUAUUUUUGAAAAUAUAUUCUUAAAAAAGAUUUUUUACAAAUAGAGAAUAGAUGCUUUUUCAACUUUGGAACUUUCUGAUUCUUACAGAAAAUUAUCUGGUACCCGUAAGGUAUCAGUAGUACUUCUUCAAAGUAAUUUGAUCCCCUGAAAUGAAUUCUCCAUUUUUAUCAGCUGGAGAUUUGUUUCUAAAUCAUAGUUCAACCGAUAUUAGCUUUUGAUUUAUGCUCCCAAUAUAUCUGAAAGCUUAUUUAUGAAUGGAUAAACUGGAUUAUUCAUCAAUACACUGAUUUUUUUCCU